Dothidotthia symphoricarpi CBS 119687 is the source of this 1071-nucleotide messenger RNA. RefSeq lists its product as uncharacterized. The coding region runs from base 1 to 1071 and encodes 356 amino acids. The record is from RefSeq and is a predicted model, not a curated record. The transcript is spliced from 4 exons. Lineage: Eukaryota; Fungi; Ascomycota; Dothideomycetes; Pleosporales; Dothidotthiaceae.
AUGAUCCGUUCUCCAAAGGCAUCUUCCAGUACCUUUGCUAGAAGAAUCCGCAACCCCCUCGGCUUCAGCAAAACAUACAACUUCAUCUUGUGGUUUAUCUUCGCCGGCGCAUUCGCAGGCUUCGCACUUGCGCGUCUCCCAUACCUAAACUUCGACAAGAACUUCUGCCCUUCGAUUCCCAAACCAGGGAACAGCGCCGCGCCUGGCGAAUGCUACUACUUCAAGACUUUCACGCGCUACAGGAUUGGCAUCAUUCUACAUCUUGCAGGUGUAUUGCCUGCCAGUUUACUCGCAGUGAUUCAGUUCACGCCGUUCAUUCGUCGACGAUGGAUCACCGUGCAUCGUAUACUUGGCUACAUGGCCAUUUUGUUCUACACCGUAAGCCUCGUCGGUGCGUUGAUGAUUGCGCGGCAUUCGUUCGGCGGCGGUUUGGAUGUGCAAGUCUGGAUUGGAUUUGUGGGGAUCGGAGUCCUGGUUUGCUUUGUGUUAUCGUGGGUAAAUAUCAAGAGGUUGCAAAUCGAGCAGCAUCGGGCAUGGAUGCUUAGGGGAUGGUUCUAUGCCGGAUCGAUCAUCACACAACGGAUCAUCCUGAUUACCUCCGUUGGUGUCAUCUCCGGGAAAGGGUACGAUGUUGUUUGGCCAUGUGCAAAGAUCGCUGCAACGAUUUCUGAUGCAUCGUCUCUGUUAUCCGAAUACCCUGCUUGUGCGUCCUUCGUAGAUGGCUCCAAUCUAGAGCAGGUAUCUGCUGUAGCGGCGAACACAGCCAGUGGAGUUGGUUUCGGAGCAGGAUUGAAUCUCAGUUUUGGAAUGGGACUCUGGCUCGCAGUUGCAAUCCACGCUAUUGGUGUUGAGAUUUAUUUGCAACUCACGCCCAGGGAAGCGGAACGUCUGAGAAAUGUCAGCUACCAGCGACAACUCGAGGCUGGGAUGCAAAAUCCGGGGUCUGCAGGUCUCACUGCUGAUCGAUUGGGCGACGCUGAUUUAUGGACGCCCAAGGUGCCCAGGAAAGGCAGUGAAGCAACAUCGAGUGCCGGUACUAGAGAAUUCUCUGAGCAGGAAGAGACAAAGUGA